GGUCGUAUCUUUAUGGGUCAGUAAUAUUGUAGAAGUGUUAUGUGAACUAUAAAUUGUACAGUAUUUAGCCAACAAGCUCCGAGCGGCAAACAUGAAGCUUUACGAACUAUUGGCUAUAAUAAUUUUGAUUGCUCCAACUAACGGGGCCAGCUUCCUUAAGAAACGAGACCAGGAAAAGAAAGUGCGCUAUGACAACUAUAGCGUGUUUAGGAUUAAGUAUGAAACCUCCUUGCAGCGACAGAGUCUGCUCGAGUUAACAAAUAUAAAACAGAGUUUUAAGCUGUGGCGCGACGACAACUCUGAGUGCAAUCUGAUGGUCGCUCCCAGUGCAAUGCCUCUAUUCGAAGAAAGAUUAAGAACUGUGAACGUUACGGCUGAAAUGUUUAUUGAAAACGUGCAGGAUUUGAUUGAUCACGAGAACGAAGCGGACACAAGAGCAGACGCGACAUUUGGCUGGACACGUUACUAUAACUUGGCUGAAAUCGAUGCUUGGCUAGAUACCAUGUUGGCUGCUUACCCAGAUGUUACCUCUGGCUUUGUCCUCGGUCAGUCUUAUGAAGGCCGGGAUAUACGUGGACUACUAAUAUCAUACAAAUGGGGUAAUCCUGGCGUGUUCAUUGAGUCUAAUAUUCAUGCACGCGAAUGGAUUACCUCCGCCACGGCCACAUGGCUGAUCAAUGAGCUGCUCACCUCCAAAGAUGAAUUGGUGCGUGAGUUAGCCGAAAGCCAUGAUUGGUACAUAGUCCCAGUUCUGAAUGUGGAUGUAUUUGUUUACACACAUGAAACGGAUCGCCUGUGGCGUAAGACGCGUCAGCCCUCGCGGAUUUCGGAUUGCGUUGGCGUUGAUCCAAAUCGGAACUACGACUCCCAUUGGAUGGAGAAUGGUGGCGCCUCAUCGAAUCCCUGCGACGAAACUUAUGCUGGGCCACAACCCUUUUCUGAGCCAGAGAUUAAAGCGAUGUCGGACUUUGUUAGCAUCCUCAAGGAUAAAAUUAAUGUUAUGCUUGCCUUUCACUCCUAUAGUCAGCUUUUGUUAUCCCCUUAUGGCCAUACAGCGGAGGAGUUUCCAGAAAACUACGCUGAUUUAAUGCAAGUUGCCAAGGCUUACAGCGAUGCCGUCCAUCAACUGCCCUAUGGCACUAUCUACAAGUAUGGCUCAUCAGCCGGCAUUCUCUAUCCGGCCUCAGGUGCCACUAACGACUGGGCAUACAACGAGCAGGAUAUUAAAAUAUCCUAUACCAUUGAGUUUCGUGACACUGGGAAUUUCGGCUUUGUACUGCCCGCCGCCUUCAUAAAGCCUAACGCCGAAGAAACAUUGAUAGGCAUCAUGGCGCUCCUGGCUGAAUCCAAAAAGUUGGGAUACAUGGAACCCAAAUAUACGCGGAAUUAAAAAAGUUGUUUUAUUGAUUUCUUAACCUACCCACUAUGGAGCUCUAAUUUUUAAUGUUCAAUCAGUCCUCAGAAGCUCACUUUGAAUAGGAGGUAAAGACUACUCUUUAUCGAACCGAGUUUGUUAUGAGUUAGUGAAUUCUAUACCUUUAAAAGAUAAGA
Molecule: messenger RNA, 1551 nt
Organism: Drosophila hydei
Lineage: Eukaryota; Metazoa; Arthropoda; Insecta; Diptera; Drosophilidae
Product: zinc carboxypeptidase
Exons: 5
Coding region: 92-1390 (432 amino acids)
Biological process (GO): proteolysis
Molecular function (GO): zinc ion binding; metallocarboxypeptidase activity
Source: RefSeq, a predicted model, not a curated record